GCGAAAGCAAGUCCUCUUCCGGGCAAAAUGGCGAUGGGCUUGAUGUGCGGACGCAGGGAGCUUGUGCGCCUGCUACGGCCCCAGCGUCAGUUCCACAGUAUCGUAGGGUCCUCGCAGUGGCCGCGGAAACCGCUGAGAGAGGGGCUCCAGGUCCCAAGCCACUCGGGCUGCAGGCAGCCGCAUUAUGUCCUCCUCACAACCUCCAGCCACCGCUGCCUCAGUACCUCUGCCAUUUCAUUUGCAGAAGCCCAGGUCCAAGUACCUCCUGUUGUUCCUGCAACUCCUUCACCCACAGCAGUACCUGAGGUGGCUUCUGGAGGAACUACAGAUACAAUCCAAGCUGUUGCAGAACAGAGCUUCGCUGAACUGGGACUAGGGUCAUACACCCCAGUGGGAUUGAUCCAGAACCUCCUGGAAUUUAUGCAUGUUAACCUGGGCCUUCCUUGGUGGGGGGCCAUUGCAGCAUGUACGGUCCUUGCCCGCUGCCUCGUUUUUCCUCUCAUCGUGAAGGGCCAGCGAGAGGCAGCCAAAAUUCACAACCACUUGCCAGAGAUCCAGAAGUUUUCCACUAGAAUCAGAGAGGCCAAGUUGGCAGGAGACAAUGCUGAGUUUUACAGGGCCUCCUCGGAGAUGACACUUUACCAGAAAAAGCACGAUAUUAAAUUCUUUAAACCCCUCAUUCUGCCUCUGACUCAGGCACCAGUCUUCAUCUCCUUCUUCAUUGCCUUGAGAGAGAUGGCCAACCUUCCUGUGCCUAGUAUGCAGACAGGUGGCCUCUGGUGGUUCCAGGAUCUCACUGUAUCUGAUCCCAUCUACAUGUUACCGAUAGUAGUCACUGCUACAAUGUGGGGUGUCCUGGAGCUAGGUGCUGACACAGGUGUGCAAAGUUCUGACCUUCAGUGGAUGAGAAAUGUUAUCAGAGUGAUGCCCCUGGCAGUCUUGCCCAUAACCAUCCACUUCCCCUCGGCAGUAUUCAUGUACUGGCUCUCCUCCAAUAUGUUUUCCCUGGGCCAAGUAGCCUGCCUCCGGAUUCCAGCUGUACGCACUGUACUUAAAAUACCCCAGCGUGUUGUGCAUGACCCUGACAAAUUACCUCCCCGGGAAGGCUUCAUAAAGAGCUUCAAACAAGGCUGGAAGAAUGCUGAAAUUGCACAUCAGCUCCGUGAGCGUGAACGACGCAUGCAGAACCACUUGGAGCUAGCAGCCAGGGGUCCCUUACGGCAGACCUUUACCCACAACCCUCUACUACAGCAUGAAAAGAAUCACCCUCCCAAAACCCCCAGCAGCAGCAGCAGCAAACCAAAGUCAAAGCAGCCCUGGCGUGACACACUUGGCUGACUUGUGUUCCCUGCUCAUUCUGUCAGGAACUCUGUCUCCUCAAAGAACCAUCCUAAAGACAGACUUGAUGCUUUGUCCUUGUAUCAGGCCUAGGAACUGUAGGAUGUGGAUAUGUUCAUUUUUAAAAACUGAUUCCACUACAAACUCUUAUUCCUGCAUAUAAAAGUACAGGGGAGCCAAGCAAUCUUCCUUUCCACAGGAUUAGGAAACCUCUGUACUACAUGCUGCUUCCUGAUAUUUUAUUAAACAGAGAAAUGGAUUGUGUACUUCAGAGAAAUGAA
Messenger RNA from Marmota flaviventris (yellow-bellied marmot), 1619 nucleotides. It is a transcript of the gene Oxa1l, whose product is annotated as OXA1L mitochondrial inner membrane insertase. Gene Ontology annotation, biological process: protein insertion into mitochondrial inner membrane from matrix. Gene Ontology annotation, cellular component: mitochondrial inner membrane. Gene Ontology annotation, molecular function: membrane insertase activity. The record is from RefSeq and is a predicted model, not a curated record. Lineage: Eukaryota; Metazoa; Chordata; Mammalia; Rodentia; Sciuridae.